UUUUUUAUAGAUGAAGAAAUGGAGGUCAGAGUGGCAACUUGCCCAAGGUCACACCUAGGAAGAGGCAGAGACAGAUUUCAAAGCCAGCUCAGCCUGACUCCAGGCCCCUCACCGAUGCCCCCACGGCUUCCACCCCUUGGUAGUACUGACGACUUAGAAGCCAGGCAGCGCUCUGCUGAUUUUCAGCUUGGUGUAAGCAACCACAGGCUCUCUGCAGCUCAAGCUCUGGGAGCAUUGGCAGAGAAAACUAAAGGGCACCCCAACUUCCUCCAGCUCUCACCUGCACCCCCGAAGUGUAGUUUCUUCUCUCCAGACUAAAACUGGACCCGCAGCGGCUGGAAAAGCCCCGGAGCCUCCCACACUAGGCUGCAAGCUACUUGCUUACCAAGUCCAAAGGUCAGCUAAAGUUUGGCUGAUAAACAGAACCGGUACAAGAAGGUCUUCAGCCCCCCAGCGUGAGUACAAUGGACCCUGGCAAGCCCUGCUCCCGGCCCGGGUCUCCAGCUCUCCACGUCUGCCUUCAAGCUCUCCCUCUCUCCCUUUCCCCCCUCCCCAUGACUAUUUGCAUCUUGCCGAAAGCCGGGCCCUCCCCGCUAAUUUGCAUAUCUUAUAUGGCCUAAUGGUGGCGAUCAUGGCAAGUUAGAAGUUUUCUGACUCCUCUCGGAGGAGACUCCGGGACCCCGGGGAGUAACAGGUGUCUGGAGUCUGAAGGGUGGGGGCGUUCCUGGACUUGGGGUUCGCUUGUGAAACUCCCCUCCACCCUCCUCUCUCGCACCCACCCACCCCCUCACCCCCUUCUUUUUCUGUCCUUGGAAAAUGGUGUCCAAGCUCACGUCGCUCCAGCAAGAACUCCUGAGCGCCCUGCUGAGCUCCGGGGUCACCAAGGAGGUGCUGGUCCAGGCCUUAGAGGAGUUGCUGCCAUCCCCGAGUUUCGGGGUGAAGCUGGAGACGCUGCCCCUGUCCCCCGGGAACGGGGCCGACCCCGACACCAAACCAGUCUUCCAUACGCUUACGAACGGCCACGCCAAGGGCCGCUUGUCUGGGGACGAGGGUUCUGAGGACGGGGACGACUAUGACACCCCUCCCAUCCUCAAGGAGCUGCAGGCGCUCAACACCGAGGAGGCGGCGGAGCAGCGGGCGGAGGUGGACCGGAUGCUCAGCGAGGACCCCUGGAGGGCUGCCAAAAUGAUCAAGGGCUACAUGCAGCAGCACAACAUCCCCCAGAGGGAAGUGGUCGACGUCACGGGUCUCAACCAGUCCCACCUCUCUCAGCAUCUCAACAAGGGCACCCCCAUGAAGACCCAGAAGCGCGCAGCCCUCUACACCUGGUACGUCCGAAAGCAACGAGAGAUCCUCCGACAAUUCAACCAGACAGUCCAGAGUUCUGGAAAUAUGACAGACAAAAGCAGUCAGGAUCAGCUGCUGUUUCUCUUUCCAGAGUUCAGUCAACAGAGCCAGGGGCCUGGGCAGUCCGAUGACGCCUGCUCUGAGCCCGCCAACAAGAAGAUGCGUCGCAACCGGUUCAAAUGGGGGCCCGCGUCCCAGCAAAUCUUGUACCAGGCCUACGACCGGCAAAAGAACCCCAGCAAGGAAGAGAGGGAGGCCUUAGUGGAGGAGUGCAACAGGGCAGAAUGUUUGCAGCGAGGCGUCUCCCCCUCCAAAGCCCAUGGCCUGGGCUCCAACCUGGUCACUGAGGUCCGUGUCUACAACUGGUUUGCGAACCGCAGGAAGGAGGAGGCGUUCCGGCAGAAGCUGGCCAUGGAUGCCUACAGCUCCAACCACACGCACAACCUGAACCCCUUGCUCUCCCACGGCUCUCCCCACCACCAGCCCAGCGCUUCUCCCCCAAAUAAGCUGUCAGGCGUGCGCUAUAGCCAGCCGGGGAACAAUGAGGUCACUUCCGCCUCAACAAUCAGCCACCAUGGCAACAGCGCCAUGGUGACCAGCCAGUCUGUUUUACAGCAAGUCUCCCCAGCCAGUCUGGAUCCUGGCCACAAUCUCCUCUCACCUGAUGGUAAAAUGCAGAUCUCCGUCUCCGGAGGUGGUUUGCCCCCUGUCAGCACCUUGACGAAUAUCCACAGCCUGUCCCACCAUAAUCCCCAGCAAUCUCAAAACCUCAUCAUGACCCCCCUCUCUGGAGUCAUGGCCAUUGCACAAAGCCUCAACACCUCCCAAGCACAGAGCGUCCCCGUCAUCAACAGUGUGGCCGGCAGCCUGGCAGCCCUGCAGCCUGUCCAGUUCUCCCAGCAGCUACACAGCCCUCACCAGCAGCCCCUCAUGCAGCAGAGCCCCGGCAGCCACAUGACCCAGCAGCCCUUCAUGGCAGCGGUGACUCAGCUGCAGAAUUCCCACAUGUACACACACAAGCAGGAACCCCCCCAGUACUCCCACACCUCCCGGUUUCCAUCUGCGAUGGUGGUCACGGAUACGAACAGCAUCAGUACGCUUACCAACAUGUCUUCCAGUAAACAGUGCCCCCUCCAAGCCUGGUGAUGCCCACCCAUCACUUACUUUGCGCACAGCAACAAGGACCCUAUUUUCCACACCGUCCCCCUCCGGGCAGCUGUCGCGGAAAAGGCCAGUGGCCUGACAAGCACCUUCGAGAGAGGUCCCUGCCUGCCUGACAUCCUGCUGGCGCCUGGACAAGGACAACCCGCUGGGAGGCACAGCCCCAGAGUGCAGCUUCCCUCCCCUUCUAUGCAGUAUUGUCGCCAUGCCUCUCCCAGGACGGCGAGUACUCCCAUCUGGCCUGCGGGUCAGACCAGAAGCCACGGAGGAGGAAGAGAGAGAGAGCUGCCGUGUCUAUGCUGCGCUCCUUCACCGAACAAACGGAUGCGAAAAACUUGAAUCUGUUACUGAAUAAGGAGGACACGUGCUAUUGAACUGAGCCAAACACACUGUAAAUAUCAGCGACCUCCCACCCCCCCCAUCCCAGCUGAUCUUGAGAUUUCUUUUGAAGAAGCAAAUUUCUCCAAUGGGUGUAAACUAUAACCUACUGUAAUUAAGUGCAAUUACCCCCCUCCGCUUCCUUCCCCCCCACCCUGUAUAUAAUACUAAAGUGUCUAUUAGUUCUCUUUUUAAAGGUCGGAGUUGAAUUUUCCAAGUGAUUGGCCCCCUUCUCCCUCCCCCCCAUGGAGAAAUAGCCUGAGUCGUACGUGAAGGCUCCUGCCCCUGUCCCUCAGGCCUGGACACACACACUGGGACCGUAGAGGCGGGACUGACCGCCAGCCUUCUCCAGUCUCCUGUUGUGAAGACACACGUCUGGAUCCUGGAGGGGCUGAACCUGGUGUCAGACUAGUAGCCCAGCUUCCGGUGGGGCCAGGGGGUUCAGCCAGCCCACCACCAAGACACCGCAAGGCAGGAAAACUGGCUGCUUGAUAGCACAAGAAAACGUGACCCUCUCCAAAAGCCUCCCAUUAAAACAGUUUAUUUUAUCACUGCCCAGAGUCUCAUAUUUC
Ailuropoda melanoleuca (giant panda) is the source of this 3458-nucleotide messenger RNA. RefSeq names its product HNF1 homeobox B (gene HNF1B). Gene Ontology annotation, cellular component: nucleus. The record is from RefSeq and is a predicted model, not a curated record. NCBI's taxonomy places the organism in Eukaryota, Metazoa, Chordata, Mammalia, Carnivora, Ursidae. Gene Ontology annotation, biological process: regulation of transcription by RNA polymerase II; positive regulation of DNA-templated transcription; pancreas development. The coding region runs from base 817 to 2493 and encodes 558 amino acids. Gene Ontology annotation, molecular function: RNA polymerase II cis-regulatory region sequence-specific DNA binding; DNA-binding transcription factor activity, RNA polymerase II-specific. The transcript is spliced from 10 exons.